ACGUGAACGUGCUCCAUUCUCUGGUGGAAACAGAGAAAGAAAGACGUUUUAAUUUCGUGCAAAGAACUGUUUUUGUGAAAAAUCUCAACAAACAUUUUACUUUCUGUUUAAACGAUGCAUUGAUUUUGCUUAAUAGUUCUCGUGGGUGCCCUUGGCCGUAUCAGUGAUCAUUUAAAUAGUGCAAAUCGGUUCCGAAACGAUGGCCAAUGCAAAUCGCUUCACUUCGCCCACGCCUUCGGCCGCUGCUUCAUUGGUUGGUCCGAGCAGCAGCACUUCUUUGGCAUCCGGACCAACGCCGGGACCCUCGCCGAGUGCGGCCAACAAAUGGAAACGGAUGCUCGAGUGCGACGAAUUCGUUGGGGCCCGGCGAUCGAAGCAUACGGUGGUGGCCUACAAGGAUGCGAUUUACGUCUUUGGAGGGGACAAUGGCAAAAACAUGCUGAACGAUUUGAUCCGAUUCGGAGUGAAGGAUAAGUCGUGGGGAAGGGCAUUCUCCACGGGAACACCACCGGCUCCACGCUACCAUCACUCAGCGGUCGUCCACGGAACGUCGAUGUUCGUUUUCGGAGGUUACACCGGGGAUAUCCAUUCCAACUCCAAUCUGACGAAUAAGAACGAUUUGUUCGAGUAUAAUUUCCAGAACGGACAAUGGACCGAGUGGAAGUUUGUCGGAAGGACCCCCGUUCCGAGAAGUGCUCACGGUGCCGCGGUUUACGAUAACAAGCUGUGGAUCUAUGCCGGAUACGACGGUAAUGCCCGGUUGAACGAUAUGUGGACGAUUCGGUUGACCGGAGAAACCCAUCAGUGGGAAGAGGUCCAGCAGAAGGGGGAUCGUCCUCCGACGUGUUGCAACUUUCCGGUGGCCGUGGCGCGAGGUUGCAUGUAUGUUUUCUCGGGCCAGAGCGGACUGCAAAUUACGAAUACGCUGUUUCAGUUUAAUUUCAAGGAUAAGACCUGGCGACGUAUCUCAAACGAGCACAUCUUGAGAGGGGCACCACCGCCGCCAGCACGGCGGUACGGCCACACUAUGGUUCAUCACGACCGGUUCUUGUACGUUUUUGGAGGGGCAGCGGAUUCCACUUUGCCGAACGACUUGCAUUGCUACGAUUUGGAUUCGCAGGUUUGGUCAACAGUCAUUCCGGCGCCGGAAUCUCAGGUCCCAAGUGGUCGUUUGUUCCACGCUGCAGCAGUUAUCGGCGAUGCCAUGUACAUCUUUGGCGGAACGAUCGACAACAAUGUCCGCAGUGGAGACAUGUACCGGUUCCAGUUCUCCAGCUACCCGAAGUGUACCCUGCAGGAUGAUUUUGGAAAGUUUCUGCAGAACCGUCAAUUUUGCGACGUGCAGUUUGUGGUUGGCACGGACGAGGUCAAAGUUCCGGCACACAUUGCAAUGAUCGUGGCGCGAUCACAGUUCUUGAGAUCGAAAAUAUUAGCGGCUCGAGAUGCUAGAAACCUGCAUUUUGAGAAACUUUUCGGUACCACGGAGGUUCCCUUUGCCGAACGUCCCAUACUUGAAGUUCAGUUGCCCAAUGCACAACCGGAGGCUUUUGAAAUGGUUCUUAACUACAUUUACACGGAUCGAAUUGACUUUAAGGAUCCGUUCUGCAACAAAAUUGUGCUACUCAUGAUGGACGUCUAUCAGCUGGCCGUACAAUUUUACAUUCCCAGAUUGGAGCAGCUCUGUGUGCAGUACUUGGAGUUCAAAAUUUCCAAAACCAAUGUCCUGGAUGCUCUCUACAAUGCUGACCGAAUGGGUCUUACCCUGAUCAAGGACCAUUGUCUUGGUUUCAUCACCAAAGAGGAUCACUUCUACGACAUCGUCAUGUCGCCGGAGUUCGCUGCACUUGAAAAGCCACUGAUCGUGGAAAUCAUCCGCAAACGUUUGAAUCCCAGUAAACAUUCCACCGAUAUGAAGUACGACAAAACAAUAGGAACAUCUCUGGAAAACGAUAUGGCUGUGUUUCUGAAAUCCGGUGGAAAGGAAUUCUGCGACAUCAAUUUGGUUCUCGAAGGCAAAGUUAUUCCAGCGCACAAAUCGAUUCUGGCCGCCAGAUGCACGUACUUCCAGGCCAUGUUCCGCUCGUUUAUGCCAGCCGAUAACACCGUCAAUAUUCAAAUCGGUGACAUCUCGCCAUCCCAAGAGGCGUUCAGCUCUCUCCUGCGCUACAUCUACUAUGGCGACACGAAGAUGCCUCCGGAGGACUCGUUGUAUCUUUUUCAGGCCCCCUGUUUCUACGGAUUCACCAACAACCGACUGCAGGCCUUCUGCAAGCACAACCUAGAGAACAACAUCACGUACGAUAACGUGCUGCAAAUCUUGGAAGCGUCCGACAAAAUGAAUGUCCCCGACAUCAAGAAUUAUGCCCUACGCAUGGUGGUGCACAACUUUUCCCAGGUCGCACGGUUACCCAAGAUGCAGGAAUUGACACGGGAACUUCUGCUGGACGUGAUCAUGGCCGUGGCCGAAACCAAGGGGGAUAGCAAACGCAUCAGCCACGAUUCGACCUUCAUCAGUCUGUAUAGUGACAUUUGAAGGAUAGCAUUUCUACAGCCGGUUCUGAGCAUCCUGCUGGCGUGGUUGCGGAACAAUAACGAGCUGCCCUAAGAUCAGUAUUUUCUGAUAGCCUCUUGGUCGCCAAAAUUCUCAUUACGAUCGAUAAGCACAAAAGUUUUUCAAAUUUACCCAUAUUUAAAAAUAAUCGUUCAUAGUACCUUUAUUCUCAUUAUCAAUGUUCUAGAUGUGAUUGGCUUUAGAGUAGACCAAAACUGCAAAAACGUACUCAAUUGUUAGUUCAAACAGAUUUCUAGUUCUUAUCUAGAUUUCGAAACAAAAUUACCAACACUAUCGUACAAGUUGAAAAAUGGAACUAUAUUAGUGUUAAAUAUAUUCAACUUUUAUUAUAAUCUAGAUGAUGAAAUAAAGAAAUAUCCAUAACAAAUCCAAAUG
Molecule: messenger RNA, 2947 nt
Organism: Aedes aegypti (yellow fever mosquito)
Lineage: Eukaryota; Metazoa; Arthropoda; Insecta; Diptera; Culicidae
Gene: Lztr1
Product: leucine-zipper-like transcriptional regulator 1
Exons: 5
Coding region: 200-2533 (777 amino acids)
Cellular component (GO): Golgi apparatus
Molecular function (GO): protein binding
Source: RefSeq, a predicted model, not a curated record